This is a messenger RNA of Empidonax traillii (willow flycatcher), 1059 nucleotides long. It is a transcript of the gene LZIC, whose product is annotated as leucine zipper and CTNNBIP1 domain containing. Lineage: Eukaryota; Metazoa; Chordata; Aves; Passeriformes; Tyrannidae. The record is from RefSeq and is a predicted model, not a curated record. Gene Ontology annotation, molecular function: beta-catenin binding. Bases 128 to 700 code for a protein of 190 amino acids. Gene Ontology annotation, cellular component: nucleus; cytosol; beta-catenin destruction complex. Gene Ontology annotation, biological process: negative regulation of Wnt signaling pathway. The transcript has 7 exons.
CUGCCCUGGUGAACCGCCUCUUGCUGCCAAGAUAAUCCCGUACGCACAGCCUGGCGUUUCUGUUUACACUGCAAGGAUCUCCAGGAGUGUCAUGUAACAACUGGAAGUUUUCAUGUGAAAACAGAAAAUGGCUUCAAGGGGAACAACAGAGACCAGCAAACUAAAACAAAACUUGGAGGAGCAGCUGGACAGAUUAAUGCAGCAGCUUCAAGAUCUGGAAGAAUGCAGAGAGGAGCUGGAUGCGGAUGAGUAUGAGGAGACCAAAAAAGAAACCCUGGAGCAGCUGAGUGAGUUCAACGACUCCCUGAAGAAGAUCAUGUCUGGAGAUAUGACUCUGGUGGACGAGCUCAGUGGGAUGCAACUGGCAAUCCAAGCAGCCAUCAGCCAAGCCUUUAAAACCCCCGAAGUGAUCAGACUGUUUGCAAAGAAGCAGCCCAGGCAACUGAGGACGAGGCUGGCAGAGAUGGACCGAGACUUGAUGGUUGGGAAGUUGGCACGAGACCUGUACACCCAGCAGAAAGUGGAAAUCCUGACUGCCCUCAGGAAGCUUGGUGAGAAGCUCACUGGGGAUGAUGAGAUGUUCUUGUCAGCAAAUGCUGGUACAGCCCUGAGCCAGUUUGAGAGGGUCUCCACUGACCUUGGUUCAGGAGACAAAGUCUUUGCUCUAGCAAGUGUUGAAGUAGAAAAGGCAAAGCAAUGAAGAGGUGUGUGAGGCUCGUGUCUCUCCACUUACCAACAGCACUGGACUUCUGUCACACUGCAUUUGGUUUUUCUAUUUCCAAUAUGCUGAAAAAAACCAACAAAACAAAGCAAAGCAAAAAAAAAAACCACCCAAACCCUAAACCUUCUGGGUUCUUAACCAGAAGAUAUGAAGUGUUUUAAACAGCCUUAAGUGCACUUUGGAACCUUGGUGUCUGUACCCCUUAAGCUCUGAGGCUGAACACUAAGUGGAACUCCAGAAACAAAAGCAUGGGUAUGUCUGUCUUUGGAAAGAAUCAGCUGUUUUGGACUUUUCUGAAUGUGUAUUUCUCUAACUAUUAAAACUUACAUCUUUUUGCA